AUGCAAAUGCAGCUGUCAAACCUGGGUCCUACAGAACAGCUGCCAUACCUGGGUCCCACAGAACAGCUGUCAAACCUGGGUCCUACAGAACAGCUGUCAAACCUGGGUCCUACAGAACAGCUGCCAUACCUGGGUCCCACAGAACAGCUGCCAUACCUGGGUCCCACAGAACAGCUGUCAAACCUGGGUCCUACAGAACAGCUGCCAUACAUGGGUCCCACAGAACAGCUGUCAAACCUGGGUCCCACAGAACAGCUGCCAUACCUGGGUCCCACAGAACAGCUGUCAAACCUGGGUCCCACAGAACAGCUGCCAUACCUGGGUCCCACAGAACAGCUGUCAAACCUGGGUCCCACAGAACAGCUGCCAUACCUGGGUCCCACAGAACAGCUGUCAAACCUGGGUCCCACAGAACAGCUGCCAUACCUGGGUCCCACAGAACAGCUGCCAUACCUGGGUCCCACAGAACAGCUGCCAUACCUGGGUCCCACAGAACAGCUGUCAAACCUGGGUCCACAGAACAGCUGCCAUACCUGGGUCCCACAGAACAGCUGCCAAACCUGGGUCCCACAGAACAGCUGUCAAACCUGGGUCCCACAGAACAGCUGCCAUAAAUGGGUCCCACAGAACAACUGUCAAACCUGGGUCCCACAGAACAGCUGUCAAAACUAG
Saccoglossus kowalevskii is the source of this 672-nucleotide messenger RNA. RefSeq lists its product as uncharacterized. The record is from RefSeq and is a predicted model, not a curated record. Lineage: Eukaryota; Metazoa; Hemichordata; Enteropneusta; Harrimaniidae.